GACAGUACCGUGAAAUGCGGGACAUACCCCACGGACUCGAUCGACAAAUACACCAACCAAACGGUAAACGUAUGCUUUGAAGAGCGUGUGUGUCCGGUGGGCGGUGUCUGGCCGUACCUGUUCUCCAUCCAGUACUUCAUUUUCCUUAAACUGGUACUCAUGACACUCCUGUACGCGCUCUUCGCGGCCACCGCUUCCCGCCUGCAGACCGAAACGGACAACAUAUGGAAAUAUCAACGCUAUAUUCUGGUCGUGGACUUCGCCCACCGGUUGCCACUGCCCGCCCCGUUGAACGCUUUUUACUACGUGUACUUAGUCCUGAAGUGGCCCUAUCGGUGGGUCACGUGUUACUAUUGCUGUCGACGCGGCGGCGGCACAGAUACCACGGAUGGCCGCCGGCAUCGCAAUAACGUGAUGCUCCCGAUGUCGGACCAGUCGGACAAGUAUUGCGAGAACCGUCUGACAGAAGAGGACUACAACUUUUGGCGCCAUUUGGCCCGAGAGUACUACCGGAAGGAAGAGCUGAAGGGAGAGGAGGCAAACAUCGCGAAGAAGGAGUGGGAAGCCGUGCAGACCAUCACCGAAGAGAUUGAACACGAGAAGAAAGUGCUCAGACAACUG
Molecule: messenger RNA, 621 nt
Organism: Medioppia subpectinata
Lineage: Eukaryota; Metazoa; Arthropoda; Arachnida; Sarcoptiformes; Oppiidae
Source: the annotation of a GenBank genome assembly